AUGUCCGGCUGGAAUCCAGAUUUGACCUCGUUCACGGAUCUCUUGCAGCCCGACGGGUCACCAGUACACUUAGAUGAUGUCUCUCCGACACAUCGUCGCUCCAAUGUCGGUAGCGGGAGUGGCACUGUACCUCCUUACCCACCACCUUCGUACGGUUCAUACGCUCCACCUGCGUAUCCAUACGCGCCAUCUGGUCCGUACCCCCCACCACCUCCUGAAGCCAGUGCUCCAAGCUCCGAGUCCAAUGCCGCGGAAACAAUCAUAGCACCGCGUCCAAAGAGGCUUGACUGGACAGCUGCGGACGAGGAAAAACUGGUUCAUGCUUGGAUUUUUAACUCCAAGGACUCUGUCGCCGGUAAUUGCAAGACCGGCAAUAGUUUUUGGGGUCAGAUAGCUGCAACCUUCAACUCUACCUCGGAUCCUGCCCAUCGUCGCACCUCCAAGCAACUGAAGGAUCAUUGGAACGCCUACAACAAGGAGGUGUCCCUGUUCAAUGCAUACCACAUCCAAGAAGAAGCGUUACGUCAGAGUGGAGCAGACGAUGCAAUGGUCAUGAAGGCGGCAAUGGAGAGGUACGCGAAUGACAAAAGAGUUACUCAGCCGUUCAGACGGCACCAUUGGUGGCAAGCUGUUCGCAAUGAAGCGGAGUGGAAAGGACAACAUGGUCCUGGUAGUGGAACCGAUUCCACAUCCAAGAGAAGCCGUCUAGGAGUUUCUGGUGAGUACAGCUCUAGCGACGCGACGACGGAGGAGGAGCGUCCAACGGGCCGCGAUAGGGCCAAGACCGCGGCACGUAAGGGUAGGAGGAAGGGGAAGGAAACCUCAUCAAGAAGUGAGGUAGGAAGUAAAUCCUUCGCGAUGAAGAACAUGUGGAAUGGUUUAGUGAAGGCUAAGCUACUCAAGCAAUGGAACAAAAUGAAAGACCGAUCAACCGCCGACAUGAACGAAGCAGAAAAGUGCAAACAUGCGAAGGCCAUCAAGAUGCUAUCAAGGGCGCACGCAUAUCGACAACUCACUGAUGUCGAGAGUUUCUAG
This is a messenger RNA of Lolium perenne, 1035 nucleotides long. NCBI's taxonomy places the organism in Eukaryota, Viridiplantae, Streptophyta, Magnoliopsida, Poales, Poaceae. The record is from RefSeq and is a predicted model, not a curated record.